This is a messenger RNA of Petromyzon marinus (sea lamprey), 5324 nucleotides long. The record is from RefSeq and is a predicted model, not a curated record. NCBI's taxonomy places the organism in Eukaryota, Metazoa, Chordata, Hyperoartia, Petromyzontiformes, Petromyzontidae.
UGCUGGCUCGUGAUUGGCCCUCACAACACGGAGGGGGGUCGCCGUUUCUCCCUCGUGAUUGGUGGAUGGCAGCGCGAGACUCCGAGAGAGUGCGAGGAGAGCGCGGGGGGAGAGUGCGAGGAGCGUGCGAGGAGCGCGAGUCCCAGGCCUCGAGCGGGAGAGGGGUGGUGGGGGGGGGGCGACCCCCACAGAGUUCCGGCCUCGCGGCUGCAGAAGCGACCGGGAGGGGAUAGCGGCCCCCGCGUCUCUCGCUUCCCCGGGGCAAGCACAGGUCUCACAAUAACCCAUAGGUCUCGCGCGGAGCAGAGCAACGGCGGUCCAUCUCCGGCGGGGCAGCUCCCCCUUUCCUCUGUGGUGCUGCUGCUGCCGCCACCCCCACCGGCGGCGCCUCCCCCACGACCGCGACCAUGUGGCACGAGGCGCGCAAGCAGGAGCGCAAGCUGCGUGGCAUGAUGGUGGACUACAAGAAGCGCGUCGAGCGCCGGCGCGAGUACUACGAGAAGAUCAAAAAAGACCCGGCACAGUUCCUGCAGGUGCAUGGCCGGUCCUACAGGGUGAACCUGGAUCCAGCUGUGGCCGUGGCGGCAGAGAGCCCGGUGAACAUGAUGCCCUGGCAGGGAGACUCAAACAACAUGAUUGACAGGUUCGACGUGAGAGCUCACCUGGACUUCAUCCCCGAGUUCAAGGGCCUGGCUGCCGGUGACAGCGUCUGGGAGGAUGGGGAUGAGCGCCGGUGCAACUACGAGCGCUACCGCUGCCUCGUGCAGAAUGAGUUCGCGGGAAUCUCGGAGGAGCAGUGCCUCUACCAGAUCUACAUGGAUGAGCUGUACGGCACGGCCACCAACCCCCGCAUCCUGGAGGAGGAGAAGAAAAAGCUGGCGGAGAAGCGCGCAACCAUCGGCUACACUUACGAGGAUUCCUCCCCGGUGGUCGCCCCCGAUGACGCCAUCCCCUCCUCCUCCUCCACGGCCACCGCCGCCGCCGCCUCCUCGUCCCACGGCAACAACAACAACAACAGCAGCAGCAGCAGCCACGGCCCCGGAGCGCGCGGAGCGGAAGAGCACGGGGAGGGAGCUGAUAAAGAUGGUGGCGGCAACGAGGAGAAGGAGGACGACGACGACGAAGAGGAGGAGGAAGAGGAGGACGAGGAGGGGGCCGGGGACAAUGGUGGCGAUGGAGACAGCAGCAGCAGCGAGUCCGACGGAACCAUCCCCGACAUCGACGUGGAGGUGGACAUCGAUGAGCUGAACGCCGAGCAGAUCGCCGAGAUGAACAAAUGCGCCACCAACUACGGCAUGAGUGACGCCGACUACGUCCGGAUGCUCCGGAAGGACAAGGAUGAAAUUGAGGCCAUUAAGUACGCGAAGGCCCUCGAAGAGGAGAAGUCUAUGUACUCGGGCCGGAAGUCGCGCCGUCAGCGACGCGAGUUCCGGGAGAAACGGCUGAAGGAGAGGAAGAUUAGCCCUCCCAGCUACGCGAGGAGGGACAGCCCGACCUAUGACCCCUACAAAAGGUCGCGCUCGCGCAGCAGCUCGAGCUCGCGCUCGUGCUGCGCGUCGCGCGACCGUCUCGGCCAGAUCACCUUCAUCACCAGUUUCGGGGGAAGCGACGACGAGGGGGCCAGCGGGGCAGCCGCGGCCUCCGGCGCCACGGCGGGGGGCGCCGUCGCCGGGAAGGGCGCCGCCGCCGCCGCCGCCGCCGCCGCGACUUCGUCGGCGACAGCCAGGGCCGGGGAUCGAACCCACGCCGGGGGGACGCACAGACGCGCCAGUGGAGGGUCGGCGGCGGGGGGCGCCGCCGCAGCGUCGCGCUCCGGCAAGGCCAACGCCCCAGCGCUAAGUGAUAGCGCCGCGUCCCGGAGACGGCGCUCGCGCUCCUCGUCGAGCCGGAGGUCGCGCUCGCGCUCGCGCCGCCACUGGCGCCGCCCAGCACCGCGGCGCAACCGCUCCCCCUACUCAUCACACGAGCGGCGCAACCGCUCCCCCUACUCCUCGCGGUCGCGCGCUCCGCGACGCUCUCGCUCCCACUCCUCCGACCGGUUCCGUCGGCAGGGCCGCCGGGCCCACAGCCGCACCCGGAGCCGGACCAGGACCCGGACUCGCAGCCGCAGCCGGAGCCGCAGCCGGAGCCGCAGCCGGAGCCGGACUCGCAGCCGGAGCCGCACUCCUCGGACACGCAGCCGGAGCCGGACUCCUCGGACUCGCAGCCGGAGCCGAUCACGAAGCCGGAACCGGAAUCGGGGAAGGGGCCAGAUGAGCUGCGGCCGUGGCCGGGGAAGUGGGCGCAGUCGCUCCCCGCGCAGCCGGUCCCCCUGCUCCCCCGCCCGGCCCCCGCGCGCCACGGCGCUCAAGCUCAGGGCCCCCCCCCCGGCCUCAGGGGUGGGGGGGGGAGCGGUCAUGGCUGUGGGGGGGGCGGCAGCAGCUGCUGCUGCUGCUGCUGCUGCUGCCGGAAUCUCCACCGUGGCGGCCUCCUCCUCGUCGGGCUUCUCCGGGAACCCGGGCGGCACGGCUGAGGUCGUUGGGCCCAGACUUAAAAAGCCGGACACACCGACUGGUAGAGAAACUGGAGCUGCCAAACCCAAGAUGACCCCGCGGGAGAGGCUGAAGAUCAAGAUGCAGAAGGCUCUCAACAAGCAAUAUAAAGCCGAUAAGAAGGCCGCACAUCACAAACAGGCACAGCAAGCCCAGGAGAGAGAGGAGCGCGAGCAUGAGCUGAGGGCGCUGGCUCGACGAAUGCGACAAAAGGAGAGGGAGAAGGACCGCGAUGAGUGGGACGAUGAUCGGCACGACUACCGGGAGCGUCGAAGCCGCUCGAGCAGCCCCAAACAUGGUCGAGACUACGGCUCCUCCUCCUACAAGUCUAGGAAGUCUCGGUCACGGAGCCGCUCUCUGUCACGCUCGCGCUCCCGCUCGCGAUCACGGAGCCUCCACCGCUACAGCCGCCACUAGGGAAAGACACGCGGAGUCGCCGGGGCGACGAGGUCCUCGGGAUCACCAUGGCGAUGAGGCCUUCGAGGCCGCUGCGGCAACGAGGCCUUCGCUGUCACCGUGGCUAUGAGGCCCUCGCAGUCAUCCUGGCGACAAGGCCCUCGGGGUCAUCGUUGCACGAGGCCCUGGCUGUCACCUUGGCGACGAGGGCUCACGGUUACUGUGGCGACGAAGUCCUCGGGGUGACCCCAGCGACGAGGCCCUCGGGGUCACUGCUGCGGCGAGGUUCUCGCGAUCACCGUGGCGAUGAGGCCUCUAGAGUGACUGCAUGGCGGCAACGAGACCUCGGGGUGACCAUGGCGACGAGGCCUUGGGGCGACCGCAGCGACGCGAUCUCGGAAUAAUCGCGGCAACGAUGUACCACAGCUACCUGGCCCUCGGGGUAACCGCGGCGACGAGGCCUCGGGGUAACCACGGUGGCGAGGCCUCGGGGUUACCAUGGCAAUGAGGCCUCGAGUUACCACAGCUACCUGGCCCUCGGGGUAACCGCGGCGACGAGGCCUCGGGGUAACCGCGGUGUAUGAGUAACUGCAAUGCUUUGAUGGGGGGGGCGGGGGGGGGGGCACUGGCGGGGUGGUAACCGUGCCCCAAUUGUAAGCGCUCACCUUGGUGUAACGAUGGCCACAAACACCCUCUCGCCGCACAGCCAGACACGCUCACUUAUCCACCCACCCACUCACUCACCAACCCACCUGCUCGCUCACCUGACAACUCAAACCACUCAAUCACCCAUCAGUUCACCUGCUCACUUGCCCACCUGCCAUCUCACUCGACCGCUCGCCAACUCGCCCACCUACCAACCUGCCUGCCUCUUUAGAACAUUGCUCACCACUGGUGUUAGCCGUGGCGAGCUAUUGGAAUUUGCCUCACCGGUUUCACAUCACGGUGCGCUGACCACUGUGCCACCGCUCCACCUCAACGCGUCUCGCCCCCCUCUCUCCCAUCCAGGGUUAUUACACUCGGUCCCCUCGCCUUCCCACGCACACAUGCAAAGACAAAGAUCCCCCCGUAUAGCCAUGACAGACUGUUUGGACAAGUGCUGUUCGUAAGAACCUAUGAAGGCCAGCAUGGCAUAUGACGGGUGGGUGGCCAUCACCACGCCCGGCCGCCUUUGUCUCCCCAGUGACGAUUACACACCGCACCAGGUACUCAUUUUUGAGGCUGUCGAGCUCGGGGAGGCCCAGGAUCGGUUCAGAUGCUCGUCACUGUUGUGGGAGGCCGUGUCGCUGGGUUCCUCGUGCCGCUACCGCUCCCCGAUCGACACGCACACUGACACUGACACACACACACUGACACACGCACUGACACACGCACUGACACACGCACUGACACACGCACUGACACACGCGUUGUCACCCCUCGCCCCGUGUUGCCCAGGGCACGAUUUCUAUUGGCGGCAGCGGUGGUGUCCUCGGCAAUGCGGCGGUGUCGGUCCGAUAUUUAAAACGUAACCGGGCCAGGCAACGUUGGGUUCUGGUUUGAAUUUUUUUAUGGUGGCCAAGCGGCUUUUGUAUUCGAGGCUGUGCUGCUUUUUUUUAUUGGAAGCGAGCUCGAGCGGAGCCAAGCAGGUGAGCGAGUGAGAGAGCGGGUGAGGGGUGAGUGCGUGAGCGAGUGAGCACGUGCCUAAGUGGAAUAGAGGGUGAGCGAGUGGGCGUGUGCCUGAGUGGGUGAGCAGGUGAGCGAGUGGAUUGGCCAUUGGGUGAGUGAAUUGUGCAAAAAGUCCAUGAGUGAGUGGGUGAGCCGGUAAGUGCGUGAAUGGGUAAGAGAAUGAGUGCGUGCUUGAGCGAGUGGAUGACCGAAUGGGUGAGUGAAUGAGCGAAUGUGUGAGUGAGCGGGUGGGUAAGAGCCAAUUAGUGCGUGUGAAUGGGCAAGCGAAUGAGAGCGAGUGAGUGAGUGGGUGAGUGAGUUGGUGGGUGAGUGAGUUGGUGAGUGGGUGAGUGAGUGAGUGAGUUGGUGGGUGAGUGAGUGGGUGGGUGAGUUAGUGGGUGGGUGGGUGAGUCCGUGCUCGCUCUUGCUGUGUGGCUGCAUUCUCCGCGUUCGCGCAGCCUCGGCCCGAUUGAGCGGAUCAUUCCGCCCCCCCCCUGCCCCACUAUCCCCGUGUCGUGUGUGCCACACGGAGUUCUGUUGGAGUCUGCACGCGCCACGCUUGUGUGUGAACCUCUCAUUUGUUUCUCCUGCGGGGGUGUGGGUGGGUUUGGUUGGACUCGACAAUUCACUACUGACGGCGGGGAUUGGGGGGGGGGGAUCGACUAUUCACACUGCAGGGCUGGGGGGGGGCAAUCUUCUGUUGGACUCGACUUGUGGCACGGAAAUUAAAGCAGCGUGAGUUCUGUUCAA